AUGGUAUCUUUGCUUGAUCUGCCCGAGGAAUUGCUCUGUGCUGCGUUUGAGCACCUCGUAUCAGAAAAUGACAUGAACUCUAUUGCCCGGACCAAUCGCUACCUUUUUGGACUGUUCAAUCCCCGCCUCUAUAACCACAACGUCGAGUAUUCUGAUGGCUCAGCCUUGACAUGGGCUGCCAGGUAUGGACAGCAGAAUACAGCACGGGCGAUCUUAAGCACAAUGGCAAGCACCAACACUAGCCAAAUUCGAAUCCAAAGUCGAAUCCAAGAAGGGUUGGUCUGGGCAGCAGAAGGAGGCCACUACCUCAUCGCCGAGUUGCUGUUGAAUCAAGGCGCUGACUUGAACGAUGGUGUCGCUCUGCAGACGGCUUCACUGGCAGGCCAUGAGUCGCUGGUGAAGCUGUUCAUUGACAAGGGUGCCGAUGUCAACUGCCCGGGCGGAGGAUAUGGCAGCGCCCUUCAAGCGGCUUCCUGCAAGGGCCACGAGCUGGUGAUGAAACUCCUCAUCGACAACGGCGCCGACGUCAAUGCUCAAGGCGGAGCAUACGGCAGUGCCCUCCUAGCGGCUUCCCAGGAAGGUCACGAGCAGUCAUUGAAGCUACUCAUCGAGAGCGGCGCCGACAUCGAUGCCCAAGGUGGAAUAUAUGGCAACGCCCUCCAGGUGGCUUCCUGGAGAGGUUACGGGCAGCUCGUGGAACUGCUCAUCAGCCAUGGCGCCGAUGUCAACUCCCAAGGCGGAGCACUGGGCAGCGCUCUCCAGGCAGCUUUGAUCGGGCGCCACGAUGAUCUAGCGAAGCUGUUGAUCAACGACGGUGCUGAUGCCAACGCCCAAGGCGGAGAGUGUGGCAACGCCCUCCAAGUGGCUGUGAUAAACGGCCAUAAAGAGCUAGUGAAGCUGCUGAUCAGCCAUGGAGCUGAUGUCAAUGCACAGGGCGGGAAAUUUGACAAUGCACUCCAGGCGGCUUCUUCUAGAGGCCAUGAAGAGCUGGUGAAGCUGCUCAUCGAGCAUGGCGCUGAUGCAAGCAACCUCAUCGAGAGGCUACAUAUCGGUAGCUAA
Clonostachys byssicola is the source of this 1059-nucleotide messenger RNA. The record is from the annotation of a GenBank genome assembly. NCBI's taxonomy places the organism in Eukaryota, Fungi, Ascomycota, Sordariomycetes, Hypocreales, Bionectriaceae.